GUGCGCUGUGUCCCUCGGACACAGCAGAUCACCAAUCAACAUGAAGAGCCAAAGAUCUGUGUCCAAUCACAGCUGAUCACAUGGGACAUAUGCACUGAUCAUCAGGGCACUGAUGAUCAGUGUGCCCUGAUGAUCUGUAUAGCCCCAGCAGUGCCACCUGUCAAGUGUCCAUCAGUGCCAGCUGUCAGUGCUCAUCCAUGCCACCUGCCAGUGCCCAUCAGUGCCACAUCAAUGCCACAUAUCAGUGCCUACCAGUGCACAUCAAUGCCACGUAUCAGUGCCCAUCUGAGCUGCCUUUCAGUGUUACCCAUCAGUGCCAGUCAGUGCCACCUAUCAAUGCCAGUCAGUGCCACCUACCAGUGCUGCCAAUCAGUGCCACCUAUCAGUGUGCAUCAGUGGCACCUAUCAGUGCCAGUCAGUGCCACCUAUCAAUGCCGCCUAUCAGUGCUGCCUUUCAGUGCACAUCAGUGAUGCCUGUCAAUGCCCAUCAGUGCCACCUACCAGUGCCUCAUCAGUGCCACCUAUCAGUGUCCAUCAGUGCAGCCUAUCAGUGCCCAUCACUGCAGCCUCAUUAGCACACAUCAGAGAAGGAGAAAAAUCACUUAUUUACAAAAUUUUAUAACAAAAACUAAGAAAAAAUGUUUGUUUUUCCAAAAAU
This is a messenger RNA of Staurois parvus, 658 nucleotides long. The record is from the annotation of a GenBank genome assembly. NCBI's taxonomy places the organism in Eukaryota, Metazoa, Chordata, Amphibia, Anura, Ranidae.